Amphimedon queenslandica is the source of this 648-nucleotide messenger RNA. Its product is annotated as selenoprotein M-like. The record is from RefSeq and is a predicted model, not a curated record. Gene Ontology annotation, molecular function: oxidoreductase activity. NCBI's taxonomy places the organism in Eukaryota, Metazoa, Porifera, Demospongiae, Haplosclerida, Niphatidae. The transcript has 5 exons. Gene Ontology annotation, cellular component: endoplasmic reticulum lumen.
GCGUGGCACUUAUAUCUGAAAAUCCACAAUACUGAACAUGAGGUUUUCUUUGUCUGUUCUGUUUUUGCUGUUCCUCUCAGCUAGUACCGUGUUAAGCCUUAAGGCUAGACUAGAGACUUGUGGUGGAUGACGUUUGAAUUCGCUUCCAAAGGUGAAGCGUUUCAUCAACGAACAUCUUCCAGAGUAUCCUGAUGUUGAGAUAAAGUAUAUAGGGGGUAAGGAUCCUGAGUUGCUGUUUUUGGGUGAAGAUGGUCAAAGUGUGGAGGAGCGUGUCAGUGUCAUUAACAUGUCUGAGGAUGAGAUUAAUGCACUCCUUGAGUCUAAAGGUAUUCUAAAGCACAACGCUACACCUGAAGGAGAGGCAGACAAUGGUGCUGAUGAACCUCAUCAAGAUUUAUGAAUAAAUGCUUCAUAGUUUUGCAGACUAAUAGUUACUUAAUUCUAACCUCUCAUUUGUACAUGCAUAACUGAACUGCUUAACUCUGUCAGUUUGUGGUUGUUGCCUAUAUAUGUAUAAUGAUGUGACCAGCAUAAAGAGUGUUUCUGUUGGUUGCUGAUGUUUUAUUACAUGAUAAGGUAGCAGUGCAGGCUUUUGGUGUAAUCAGAUCAGAAAAUUUAAUAGUCAAAACAAAAUAUUUUAAAUUUCAA